Molecule: messenger RNA, 354 nt
Organism: Strongyloides ratti
Lineage: Eukaryota; Metazoa; Nematoda; Chromadorea; Rhabditida; Strongyloididae
Exons: 2
Coding region: 1-354 (117 amino acids)
Source: RefSeq, a predicted model, not a curated record
AUGAAUUCCCAAUUAUAUUAUAAAGAUUUAACAAAACGUAUUUAUGGAACACUUGAUGGUUAUAGAGAUGUUUGUAAUCUUAUGUAUUACAUUGAAGUAAUGUAUGAAUCAUUUCGUAAAAUUAAACCAGUUUUAAAAGAAAAUGAAAGUAGAGAUUUCAAAGAAACAUUUUAUCGUUUAAAAAAUCAUUAUAAAGAUUUAAAAUAUUUAAAAAAUUACAUAAAAUCCAAGAGACGUAUCAAUAUUGGAGAAUUAACAUCUGAUGCUGAAAGUGAGAGUAACUUUCAAUUAGAUGAAACUUCUUGUAAUAGUACAACUUAUUCUGAAUGUACUAAAACUGAAAUAGGUUUUUAG